Molecule: messenger RNA, 426 nt
Organism: Bactrocera tryoni
Lineage: Eukaryota; Metazoa; Arthropoda; Insecta; Diptera; Tephritidae
Product: CD63 antigen-like
Exons: 4
Coding region: 1-426 (141 amino acids)
Cellular component (GO): membrane
Source: RefSeq, a predicted model, not a curated record
AUGAACGAUGCUGAUGCGAUCUUCGGCCUGCUGUUGAUCGCUUUGGGCGCACUGAGCUUCAACACCGCACCCAAAGUCUACGUCUAUUAUCUAUUUAUCGUGGGUGGUAUUAAUUUCAUUGCUGCAAUGUUGGGUUGCUGCGGCAUUUGCCAGGAGGAUGUUUGUCUCACGACCACGUAUGCCAUUGUCAUUGCGCUCUCUUUGGCCUCCCAAAUUGUUGGCAAAAUCUACGCUUCCGAUUCGACGGCAAUCAAGCAAUUCGCCACCAAGGAUGUGGAGAAGACGUGGUUGGAGGAGAUCAAAAUGCCAGGAGCCAUGAAUAAUACACAACAAACGCAACAUUGUAUCGUUGAGCAUAAUUCAGUUUUUAGCGAUGAAGCUUCAUCAAAGACCAGUGUAUAUCGAUUGUAUGGUGAACGUAAUUAA